GAUCAAAAUGAUGUUUGGACAGAUAACAAAUAUUUAAGAACCAAUAUCAAUCAUUUGAUGGUUUUGGUGUUUCCUACACAGGGUACGAGGAAAAGGCCAAUCAUGACGGAAUGUUAUAAAUAUGUACUUAUCAUAGGCCUUUUGUUUUUGGUCACGGUGCACUGUAAGAAGGACAAGGAAAAAAAUGAAUUUAAUGUUACGUAUGAUUCACGAUCCUUGAUAAUUCAUGGCAAUAGGGAGCUCCUCUUCUCUGGAUCAGUACAUUAUCCUCGUGUCCCGGUUGAGGAAUGGGAAGAUGUCCUUGACAAAUGCAAAGAAGGGGGCCUAAAUGUGAUCCAAACUUACGUCUUUUGGAACGUACAUGAGCCUGUCAAGGGGGAGUUCAAUUUUACAGGCCAAAAUGAUAUUGUAAGGUUCAUUAAACUGGUUGCUGAGAGAGGCAUGUGGGCAACACUACGAGUCGGGCCAUUCAUUCAAGGUGAAUGGAAUAACGGAGGAUACCCAUUUUGGUUAAGAAAGGAGCCUAACAUCACAUAUCGAACUGAUAAUCCAAUAUUCAAGAUGAAUACAGAGAGAUGGGUCACGAAGAUUGUAUCAUUGAUGAAGGAUAACGAUUUAUAUGCCUCACAAGGAGGUCCUAUUAUAUUAUCUCAGAUUGAGAACGAGUAUGAUCACGUUAGAGGAGCAUUCAGGGACGGCGCUGCAGAGAGGUAUAUUAAUUGGGCAGGAACCAUGGCUCUUGGUCUGAAAACUGGUGUACCAUGGAUCAUGUGUGAGCAAAAAGAUGCCCCUGGCGAAGUGAUCAAUGCUUGCAAUGGUAGACAUUGUGGAGAAACAUUUGAAGGUCCUAAUGCACCUCACAAGCCGUCUUUGUGGACUGAGAACUGGACUGCUCAGUUCAGAGUUUUUGGAGAUGUACCUUCUCAAAGGUCAGCUGAGGAUACUGCUUUUGCUGUUGCGCGCUGGUUCUCCAAAAAUGGAAGCCAUUCUAACUAUUACAUGUAUCAUGGUGGCACAAACUAUGGAAGGACUGCUGCAGCCUUUACCACCACUCGCUACUAUGAUGAAGCUCCCCUUGAUGAAUUUGGCUUAAUAAGGGAACCCAAAUGGGGACACUUGAGGGAUCUACACCGUGCUUUAAUGUUGAGCAAGAAGGCUGUAGUCAAUGGGAGAUAUGGUAUUGAGAUAUUCGGCCCAAAUUUGGAGGCACGUUACUACGAGAAGAACAACCUUUGCGCAGCUUUCCUGUGGAAUAACCGUACUCAUACAUCAGAAACUGUGAAAUUCAGAGGCAAAGAGCACACCCUUCCACCAAAGUCCAUCAGUAUCUUGCCUGAUUGCAAGACUGUUGUGCUCAAUACAGACUCUAUGAUCGCGCAACAUAGUUCAAGGGAGUUUGUUAGAUCCGAGAAAGCUAACAAGGAUUUGAAAUGGGAGAAGACUAAUGAAAUCAUCUCACCUAAAUCUGAUGUCUACUCAAGGGCUCCAAUGGAACAGUUUCAUACUGCAGAGGACAAAACAGACUAUUUGUGGUACAGAACAAGUGUAGAAUUGGACAAUGUUGACUUGCCUUUUAGAAAGUCCUUCCAACCAGUCUUACAACUUUACCAUCUUGGUCACUCCUUGCAAGCCUUUGUCAAUGGAAAAUACAUAGGAUCAAGCCACGGAUUCCAUAGAGCUCCUGCUUUCACUUUCCAAGCACCUGUACAUUUGACAGAAGGUGUCAACAAUAUAUCAAUUUUGAGCAACACAAUGGGAAUGCCGGAUAGUGGAAGCUAUAUGGAGAGAAGAUGGACAGGGCUAAAAUUCCUUGAAAUCCAAGGUUUAGGUACUGGAGAACUUGAUCUUUCUUCCAAUGGUUGGCAUCACACGGUUGGUUUGCAUGGAGAGAAGCUUCAGUACUUCACUGAGGAAGGAGCUAGUAAGGCACAUUGGACACCUGCAAAGGGACCUGGUGAAUUACUUACUUGGUAUAAGACACACUUUGAUGCCCCAGAGGGAAAUGAUCCAGUAGCUAUCAGAAUGGAGAAUAUGACUAAAGGAGUGAUUUGGGUCAAUGGAAGAAGCAUAGGACGUUACUGGUCGACCUUCCUCACCAUACGGGACACACCUUCUCAAAGCGAGUACCGCAUUCCAAGAUCAUACCUUAAGCCUAAGGACAACUUCUUGGUGAUCUUCGACGAGGCAGGAGGGAACAUAGACACAGUCCAAAUUGAGACAGUACACCGUGAUGUGAUUUGUAGCUACAUAUCCGAAAACAUGCCACCAAGCGUAACAUCAUGGAAAAGGGAUGCCCAUGACAUAAUUGCCGCGGUUGAUGACCCAAAGCUGAAGGCAUCACUCAGAUGCCCUAACAACAAAGUCAUCAGUCACGUCGAGUUUGCUAGCUUUGGCAACCCUUAUGGUGUUUGUGGCUUCUUCAUCCUUGGCACUUGCAACUCUCCACACUCCCAAAAGAUUGUCGAGCAGCAUUGUUUGGGAAAGGAUAGUUGCACGAUUCCAGUUGAUAGAAACCUAUUCGACAAAGGCAAUAACAAUUGUCCUAAGGAAACAACCAAAGUGUUGGCCGUACAAGUGAGGUGCAGCCCCAAGGAAUGAAAACUUAUAGGCCUUAUUCUGAAGAAAAUUUCCUUUCUUUAUUUUUGGUUUAAAAUGUUUAGUUCUUUCUUUGUUAUUUCUAUGUACGAAGUAAGUAGGCAUCAAGCAGUGAGAUGAGAUAUAUUUUAGAUUGUUCAAAAAUACGAUUGUACAAACUUUUGUUUUCGAAACAUUCUUAUUCUCAUGUACCUUGUAUUACAUUAUUAAUACUCUCCUACUUGAUUCUCAUCAUUUGAAAAAAAUGCAAAAGUGCAUCCUAUUA
Chenopodium quinoa (quinoa) is the source of this 2860-nucleotide messenger RNA. Its product is annotated as beta-galactosidase 11-like. The record is from RefSeq and is a predicted model, not a curated record. Bases 58 to 2598 code for a protein of 846 amino acids. Lineage: Eukaryota; Viridiplantae; Streptophyta; Magnoliopsida; Caryophyllales; Amaranthaceae. Gene Ontology annotation, molecular function: beta-galactosidase activity; carbohydrate binding. Gene Ontology annotation, cellular component: cell wall; vacuole. Gene Ontology annotation, biological process: carbohydrate metabolic process. The transcript is spliced from 20 exons.